AUGGGCCCGGCGCGCGCGGACGCGGGCUUCAAGCGCCACCCCGAGGAGUUCCCCGUGCCGGACCCGAAGGACGCGUCGACGCCCGACGCCUGGGUGAAGCGGAACCCCGCGCUCGUGCGCCUCACGGGCCGCCACCCGUUCAACGUCGAGCCGCCCCUCCCGCUCCUCGAGGCGCACGGCCACUCGACGCCCGCGAGCCUCCACUACGUGCGGAACCACGGCGCCGUGCCCGUGGCCUACGGUAGCGCGGCCGAGGCCGACGCCGUCUACGACGGCUGGCGCUGCGAGGUCCUCGCCGGCGGCGGCGUCGAGGCGAAGUCGCUCUCGAUGGCGGACCUCGAAAAGUUCCCCAAGGUCGUCGUGCCGUCGCUCCUCGUCUGCGCGGGGAACCGGCGCAAGGAGCAGAACAUGAUCAAGCGCACCAUCGGCUUCAACUGGGGCGCCGCGGGCCUCGGCAUGUCCGAGUGGGGCGGCUGCCACCUCGCGGACGUGCUCGCGUCGCUCGGCGCGCCGACGGACCCCGCGGCCUGGGACGGCGGCGGCCACGUCUGCUUCCGGGGCCCGGACAAGGAGCUGCCCGGCGGCGCCGACGGGUCCUACGGCACGUCGCUCACGCUCCGCUACGUCAUGGACAAGUCGAACGACGUCAUCCUCGCGUGGGACUGUCAGAACGGCGCGCGGCUCCAGGCGGACCACGGCUUCCCGCUGCGCAUCCUCAUCCCGGGCUUCAUCGGCGGCCGCAUGGUCAAGUGGCUCAAGGAGAUCAAGAUCUCGCCCGAGCAGAGCGACAACCACUACCACUUCAAGGACAACCGCGUGCUGCCCGUGAACGUGACGCCCGAGCAGGCCGAGGCCGAGGGCUGGUGGUUCAAGCCCGACUACAUCAUCAACGAGCUCAACAUCAACAGCGCCAUGUUCCACCCGGGCCACGGCGAGGUGCUCGAUUUGGCGACCGCGGGGCCGACGUACGACGUCGAGGGCUACGCGUACGGCGGCGGCGGCCGGAAGAUCAUCCGCGUCGAGGUCACGCUCGACGGCGGCGCGUCGUGGUUCCUCGUCAAGGACGGCGACGUCACGCACCCGCCGAACACGCCGAACAAGGCCGGCAAGUACUGGGGCUGGUGCUUCUGGAAGAUCACGGUGCCGACGGCGGACCUCCUCAAGGCGCCGAACGUCGCGUGCCGCGCGUGGGACGCGGCGAUGAACACGCAGCCGUCGAACCUGACGUGGAACGUCAUGGGCAUGCUCAACAACCCCUGGUUCACCGUCGUCAAGCACUUCGACGCGGGCCCCGCGGGCACGCCGGUCCUCGUCUUCGAGCACCCGACGCUCGCGGGCGCGCAGGCCGGCGGCUGGAUGACCGACGACGCGCGGCGCCUCGCCGGCGCGUCGCUCACGCCCGAGUCCGCGGGCGCGGCGGCCAUGCGCGACAUGCACGCGGCGCGCGCGGCCGCCGCCACGGGCGCGCCCCUCGGCAACACCUACACGCUCGCGGACGUCGCCAAGCACGACACGCCCCAGGACUGCUGGAUCGCCGUCAACGGCGUCGUCUACGACACGAACCCCUACCUCGCGGAGCACCCCGGCGGCGCGUCGUCGAUCACGAUGAACGCGGGCACGGACGCGACGGACGAGUUCACGGCCAUCCACAGCCGCAAGGCCUGGACCCUCCUCGACAAGUACGCCAUCGGCACGCUC
This is a messenger RNA of Aureococcus anophagefferens, 1698 nucleotides long. RefSeq lists its product as hypothetical. NCBI's taxonomy places the organism in Eukaryota, Pelagophyceae, Pelagomonadales, Pelagomonadaceae. Gene Ontology annotation, molecular function: heme binding; oxidoreductase activity; molybdenum ion binding. The annotation marks the transcript as partial. The transcript is spliced from 3 exons. The record is from RefSeq and is a predicted model, not a curated record.